GGAUUUUUUGUGAGCAAAUAAUUUUCUUAUAUAACAACCGCUACAAUAAAACAUUGCAGUUAUAAACCGUAAAGCAUAAAGUUAACAAUAACUGAAAUGCAUACAACAACAACAAUCCUGGUAAUCGUGGCUGUAUUGACCAUAAGCACUUAUAUGGUGUCGGCCGAUCCAAUUCCUGAACCGGAGCCUAACGCGAUUCCAAACCCGGAACCUGAGGCCGAAGCCAUUCCCGAUCCCGAAGCCAUUCCCGAUCCCGAAGCUAUUGCCAUUCCCGAUCCCGAAGCUAUUGCCAUUCCUGAUCCAGGACCCAUUCCAUAUCCUGAAGGUGAAGAAGAGGAUUAG
Molecule: messenger RNA, 342 nt
Organism: Medioppia subpectinata
Lineage: Eukaryota; Metazoa; Arthropoda; Arachnida; Sarcoptiformes; Oppiidae
Source: the annotation of a GenBank genome assembly